AUGGGAAAGUUCUCUUUUUAUGGAGCUACCCUCAUUGAUAACGGUCUACAAUUAGAAGUAAGCGGUGAUGAGAAAAAAAGUGGUCAUCACUGGAGCGAACGGUUGAUGGCGCUUGCGCUCCUCGUUACGUGUCCCUUCGUGUCAGCAAAGUUGAACCAAAGAGACCCCGUGGGGUCCUGCUUCGUGGCACAGACCCCAGACGCAAUAGAAGUCAAUGAGUUUCUCACCCUGGUCGAAACUCGAGCCACGACCAGAGGAAAGACUGGCAUGUGUCAGGCCGGUUUUUUCAGCAGCUGUCUCCAAGUGACCGUUGGAGACUUUGCUGGUCAAGGAAUACAGGGUGUUGCUGUAGGUGUUCCCAGAGGAUCAGAGUUAAGAGGAUUGGUGACGGUUCCCAAAUUGGAGCCUACUUCGGCUACAGUAUGGCUAGCGGUGACAUCGACGGCGAUGGCGCUGACGACAUCAUCGUUGGAGCACCAAUGUUCACCAAGACCAAGAGUGACGGAUAUGAGCAUGGAAGAAAUCUACGUCAUUUAUCAAGGAAGCGAUAGAUCCUUUCCAAAAAGAACCACGCCAGAACUGGAGAGGUUUUCUAAGGGAAGAUUCGGAUUGGCCGUCACGUCACUUGGAGACAUCAAUUAUGAUGGUUUUGGAGGUAUGAGAAGAAUUUGGUUCAUUAUGCUUCCAAUAUCGCUGUCGGUGCUCCGUAUGGUGGUGAGAAUGGAAGAGGUGUGGUCUACAUCUAUCAUGGUAGUGAGCUCGGCAUCGGCCGAGAAAUAUUCUCAAGCUAUUACUGCUGAAGAGAUCAGCCCCGUCCUUACUACCUUUGGCUUUUCACUCUCUGGAGGAGUUGACUUGGACAACAAUAACUAUACUGAUCUGGCUGUUGGUGCUUAUAAAUCAGACAGUGUGGUGUUUUUGAACUUUCAUAUUCUACCUGUUGAUUUCUAUAAUUUUACUGUAAAUCGUCACUCUCUAGGCAUUUUUUGGGAGUUCUAUAAUAUUUUCAUCUCCGCAGAUCCCGUCCAGUGGUUAAAAGUGAUGGCGGAGGUGCGGUUCAUGGGCGAGAGUAAACUGAUCUCGUUGGACGACCGCCGCUGCGUCCUCUCUAACGGAACAAACGUCGCCUGCGCAAGACUUAUGUUCUGUCUCACAUACGAUGGGGUUAACGUGGACCAACAAAUAAAUUUCGAAGUAACUUUGGAUCUGGACUCUCGCCAGAAGACAAGCAAAGCGCCUCUUCCUAAUGGAGUCAAGACAAACAAUAUAUACGACUCACAUAUUACUGAAUCAGGGACAACAGGAGAAGAAAUUCGUGACAAGCUGACACCCUUGGAGGUGAAGAUGACGUAUGAGCUGGUACAGCCUGGAGGGUCCGCGGGGGCUUCGGGGGCGGUGCCGCCAGUACUGGACCGCACACUCGGUGUGGAACGCACCGACUCACUCAAUAUACAGAAGAACUGCGGACCUGAUAACGUUUUUAAUUACGUUCUGGGAUCGGGUGAAAACGUUCACAUCGACGUCAAAGUGGAGAAUGGUGGUGAAGACGCCUUCGAAACAGCCUACUACCUCCAAAUACCCGCCGGAGUAACUUAUGCCAAGAUGGAGAGAUUGGACAAAGAUACCGCUGAGACAUCUCCAAUUUACUGUUCCAUUAAAAACAAAGGAACCAGUGGAAAUAGCACCUUGAAAUGUGAUCUCGGAAAUCCUAUGGCCAGCGGACAAAGUGUGAACUUCCGAGUUGUACUAGAAGUGGACACGCGAGUGACCGGUUUGAACUUCGACAUGGAAUCCAACUCCACAAACCCUGAGGUCGGCACUCAGUAUGACAACACGAGACACUUGGCUAUCGGCGUCAUCAUUAAGGCCGUAUUAUCGGUCAUUGGUACGUCCGACCCUCCAGAGCUGCACUACAAUGCAUCCUUAUACGAAUCUCGGGACCUGAAAGAUGAUACCAAAAACUCGGUCCCCAGGUCAUUCAUAAGUACAACAUCAAAAACGAAGGCGAGAAUCUCAUGUACAUGGUGGGUUCAACCUCAGUGGGCUGGCGAUAUUGUGUGUGACGUCGCAAGAAAUGUUAACCCCGACAACCUGUUUAUACAGAAACCAUAUGCCUACAUGUUGACGAAAGAGAAAGAAGAAAUGAUGAGCAGUGAGUUCUAUUCAGGCGCACAGAUUGGUGGAGCUGGUGGUUACUAUGGACAACUGGAGGACAAUAUGUUGCUACUAGUCAAGGAAAUGGUCAAUUCAAUGGUGAACAUUCUAUUUAUGUUGGUGGGAGUCAAGCAGCGGGUGGGGCCAAUCCACUUAUGUAAAAUAGAGAGUAGUUCCCAUGGUUCGGGUUAUGGUCAAAAUGGUUACAGUCAAGGUGGCCAAUAUUAUGGUCGAGAGCAAAGUCAUGGCGGACAAAGUUUCAACGUUCAAGGCGGACAAGGCAUCGGAUCUGCAGAAUAUGGACAAGAUGGACGUAUAGUCCGAAUUAGAAACAAAACUGUCGUUUUCGAUUCUAACCAUAAUGUAAUUUCCGAGUCUGAAACGAGUACUGAGUAUGGAUCAUGGGGCAUGAGGGUGAAGCUGGUAGCUCUUUUAACACGCAGGGCUCUAGUGGAGGUGGUGGAGCGUACAGAUCUGGUUCACAAGUCUACCAGAGUGGUCAACAAGGAGCUUUCCAAGGUGGUGUGCAAGGAGGAGCGGCUUCCUCAUACGGAAAACAGUGGAAGCUAUUCGUACUCUUCCUCACAAUCAGGCGGUCAUAGAUCAUAUUCACAGUCAGGGGGGACACAGUUUCAGUUCGUCAUCGGAACAGAGACGAGAAAAGUCGAUACUGAGUUAAAGGAGAUGCUUUCCCGCUGCGAAGAGAAGUACAAGUGUUCAGUGGUGGCGGUGUGUCACACGGGCCGCCUCGUGAAGGGACAGGCUGUUUGGGUCGCGCUACGGUCACGAAUCAACUCCUCCGUACCUCAAUGA
Molecule: messenger RNA, 2967 nt
Organism: Danaus chrysippus (African queen)
Lineage: Eukaryota; Metazoa; Arthropoda; Insecta; Lepidoptera; Nymphalidae
Source: the annotation of a GenBank genome assembly